This is a messenger RNA of Porites lobata, 1203 nucleotides long. The record is from the annotation of a GenBank genome assembly. Lineage: Eukaryota; Metazoa; Cnidaria; Anthozoa; Scleractinia; Poritidae.
UACUGUAUACCCUGUAUACCCCUAUAUACCUUGUGCACCUAUGUUUACCCUAGUAAUACUGUAUACCCUGUAUACCCCUAUAUAUCUUGUGUACCCAUGUUUACCCUAGUAGUACUGUAUACCCUGUAUACCCCUAUAUAUCGUGUGUACCCGUGUAUAUCCUGUGUACCCAUGAAUACCCUAGUAAUACUGUAUACCUUGAAUACCCCUAUAUAUCCUGUGUACCCAUGUUUACCCUAGUAAUACUGUAUACCCUGUAUACCCCUAUAUAUCUUGUGUACCCAUGUUUACCCUAGUAGUACUGUAUACCCUGUAUACCCCUAUAUAUCUUGUGUACCCAUGUUUACCCUAGUAGUACUGUAUACCCUGUAUACCCCUAUAUACCUUGUGCACCCAUGUUUACCCUAGUAAUACUGUAUACCCUGUAUACCCCUAUAUACCUUGUGCACCCAUGUUUACCCUAGUAAUACGGUAUACCCUGAAUACCCCUAUAUAUCUUGUGUACCCAUGUUUACCCUAGUAGUGCUGUAUACCCUGUAUACCCCUAUAUACCUUGUGAACCCUUGAUUACCCUAAUAGUACUGUAUACCCUGUACACCCCUAUAUAUCUUGUGUACCCAUGUUUACCCUAGUAAUACUGUAUACCUUGUAUACCCCUAUAUAUCCUGUGUACCCAUGUUUACCCUAGUAAUACUGUAUACCCUGUAUACCGCUAUAUAUCUUGUGUACCCAUGUUUACCCUAGUAGUGCUGUAUACCCUGUAUACCCCUAUAUAUCUUGUGUACCCAUGUUUACCCUAGUAGUGCUGUAUACCCUGUAUACCCCUAUAUACCUUGUGAACCCAUGUUUACCCAAGUAAUACUGUAUACCCUGUAUACCCCUAUAUAUCUUGUGUACCCAUGUUUAGCCUAGUAGUACUGUAUACCCUGUAUACCCCUAUAUACCUUGUGCACCCAUGUUUACCCUAAUAGUACUGUACACCCUGUAUACCCCUAUAUAUCAUGUGUACCCAUGUUUACCCUAAAAAUACUGUAUACCCUGUAUACCCCUAUAUAUCCUGUGUACCCAUUAAUACCCUAGUAAUACUGUAUACCUUGUAUACCCCUAUAUAUCCUGUGUACCCAUUUUUACCCUAGUAAUACUGUAUACCUGGUAUACCCUUGUAUGUCCUGUUUACCCAUGUUUACCCUAGUAAUACUGUAC